AUGAUCAAGGGUUACUGGCACAUGUUGACAAUAUCCCUGUUUGCAUUCAGCUCAUUGUGGAAUGCACGUGGCAAGAGAGAACGUCUGUGCGAAUUGCUCUUUGAAAAAUAUCAGAUCUUCCCAGAUUUCAUCUUCAGGUCAAAAAUCAUUCUUGAUGUAAAUUCAUGUCCAGCUUUCUUCCUGGUUAAAUCUGCAGUGUUGGCAGCAUUUGCCAAUGGAAGAUCUACCGGGCUUGUGCUUGACUCUGGGGCCACACAUACAUCUGCAGUGCCAGUUCACGAUGGAUAUGUUCUGCAGCAUGCCAUUGUGAAGUCGCCUUUAGGGGGAGAUUUUCUCCUCAAUCAGGCAAACAGUUACCUGGUGGAGUCUGGCGUAGACCUCAUCCCACCAUACAUGAUUACAGACAAGCAGGUGGUAAAGGAAGGUGACCGACCCAAGUGGACAAAGAAAAACAAUUUGUCUGAGGUUACCACUUGGCACAACUACAUGAAGAGAGAGGUAGUCAGAGAUUUUCAGCAGACGAUGCUCCACUGCUCAGAGUCACCCUAUGAGGAAGAAGCCAUCAACAGCAUCCCCACAGAGCCCUACGAGUUUCCUACCGGUUAUAAUAUGGAAUAUGGCACAGAGCGUUACCGGAUCACAGAGAGCCUGUUUGACCCCAGCUACAUCAAGGGUGUGGGCUCAACUAUGCUGGGAAUGUCACAUGUCGUGUCCACCAGCAUAGGUCUAUGUGACAUUGACCUCCGGCCCAGCCUUUACUCUGGGGUCAUCGUAACAGGCGGGAACUCUCUUCUUAAUGGCUUUGUGGAGCGCCUAAACCGUGACUUGUCGAGUCGAACACCACCAAACAUGAGGUUUAAGCUGAUCUCGGCAACAGGCUCAACAGAGAGGAGGUUUGGCUCAUGGAUUGGAGGUUCCAUCCUGGCCUCCCUAGGCUCCUUCCAGCAGAUGUGGGUGAGCAAGCAGGAAUAUGAGGAGUCUGGCAAAUCACAGGUGGACCGAAAAUGUCCGUAAAAAAGUGCAGCAAAAACAAAGACAACUAUUUUUUUUUUAUUAGACUGACUUUCUAUUAAGUGGAAGUGAAUGAAUGUGUAUGUGACUUUUACAGAAACUACUUUAAAACGCCUGGAUUUUUUUUUUUUUUUUUUUUUUUUUUUUUUUUUUUUUCAUUAUUAUUAUUAUUAUUAUUAUUAUUAUUAUUAUUAUUCAUGUGUUAGUGUGGCUGAAAUACAAAGUACAACAAAAAUUAUGCUACUCUUAUUAGUGUUACUAUAAAAGUAUUUCUGCUUGUGAAAAUGUCUUAAAUUAAUUGUUUACACAUUGAUAUUUUAUUUUGCCGUAUUUUAUUGUACUUUUUUAUUACAUCAGUGAGUCAUAUCUUUGUAUUUAGGCAUGGUAAAUAUAAGUAAAUUAGUGAAAAA
This is a messenger RNA of Penaeus vannamei (Pacific white shrimp), 1421 nucleotides long. NCBI's taxonomy places the organism in Eukaryota, Metazoa, Arthropoda, Malacostraca, Decapoda, Penaeidae. The record is from RefSeq and is a predicted model, not a curated record.